GGGCGUCCAAAAUGCUCACACACACGCACUCAAGAAAAAUACCUACACAGCUAUAGUAGAAGUUGAUUCAUUAGCUUGUAACCAUGGUCUAUCAGAAGAAAAUUGUGGAGGAGGUGUCUGGCUGGCUAAGAAUCUUCGAUGAUGGCUGGGUGGACCGGACAUGGAUCGGACCACCUCAGGUCAAGUUCAUGGCAGAGCCAGUGCCUCCCCAUGAGGAAUUCAUAGAGGGUGUCGCCAUACGUGAUGUGACAAUUGAUGAAAACUCUGGCCUUAGUGUUAGGAUUUAUCUACCCCAACAUGAACCUGAUCACUAUACAGAUAAUAGCGAUAAACUUCCUUUAAUUGUCCAUUUUCAUGGGGGUGGUUUUUGCAUUAGCCAAGCUGAUUGGUACAUGUAUUAUUACAUAUACUCUAGGCUUGCUAGGUCAGCUCCGGCAAUUGUUGUCUCGGUCUACUUAAGGCUGGCCCCCGAGCAUCGCCUCCCAGCUGCAAUUGAUGAUGGGUUCUCUGCCCUAAUGUGGCUACGUGCAUUAGCACAAGGACAGGAGUCUUAUGAGCCAUGGCUUAAUAAUCAUGGAGAUUUCAACAGGGUUUUUCUAAUUGGAGACAGCUCAGGGGGGAACUUGGUGCACCAUGUGGCUGCACGUGCUGGUCAAGUGGAUUUGAGUCCAAUGAGACUUGCUGGAGGCAUUCCGGUCCAUCCGGGAUUUGUACGGUCAGAGAGGAGCAAGUCCGAGAUGGAGCAACCAGAGUCACCUUUCUUAACCCUAGACAUGGUGGACAGGUUCUUGAAGUUGGCAUUGCCAAAAGGGUGCACCAAGGACCACCCUUUUACAUGCCCCAUGGGGCAUGCAGCACCGCCACUGGACAGCCUUAAUCUGCCACCGUUCUUGCUUUGCGUGGCGGAGGCCGACUUGAUCAGGGACACUGAGAUGGAGUACUAUGAGGCCAUGAAGAAAGCUAACAAGGAUGUGGAGUUGCUAAUUAAUCCUGGAGUGGGUCACAGUUUCUAUCUUAACAAGAUUGCUGUUGACAUGGAUCCACAUACAGCAGCUCAAACUACUGGCCUUUUGGAAGGGAUAGUAGAGUUCAUCAAGAAGCACUAAAAUUAAUAUUAUGUAGCUCAUUUAGUUUAUAAUUAUAUGUUUAAAUAAGUGAUCAUGCAGAGUUGGGAUUCUACAGAUCAUUUUCUCCCAUGUCCCUUGUUAUUCAAUGCUGUUUCUAUUCGCUUUCUUCUAUGUAAUGGACAAUAUUGAUGUAAGUAACAUAUUAAAUUAUAAAGAGAUCAGCUUCAAUUUCAUAAUGAAUUAAA
Populus trichocarpa (black cottonwood) is the source of this 1312-nucleotide messenger RNA. Its product is annotated as probable carboxylesterase 15. The transcript has a single exon. Gene Ontology annotation, molecular function: hydrolase activity. The record is from RefSeq and is a predicted model, not a curated record. Lineage: Eukaryota; Viridiplantae; Streptophyta; Magnoliopsida; Malpighiales; Salicaceae. Bases 84 to 1106 code for a protein of 340 amino acids.